CUUGUGUCACCACACUCGACGACCACUUCUGUUUACACCGUGGCGAACACAUGUCGGAGGUUGUAGAUGAAGUAUUUCAGUAGUUUUUCUAUACUAUUUCUGACUUCAGAUUAGUGAUUUUCGGGUGAAACAAGUGAAAUUCGGAAGUACAGAAACUAGUGAUGACCGAUCGUGAAAGUUUACUGGCUAGCAUUACUGCCCAGGGUGAUGUGGUUCGGCAACUGAAGGCAGCCAAAGCAGAAAAAUCCAAGUGAGAUGCGAUUCUGGAGACACGAAACACGGUUUAUUACACAAAAAGUAAACUCGUUGGAACGAUCGUGAUAUUUUAAGCUUUGGGUAGCGGCUCAGGCAGCACCAAAGGAUAAAAACUAAUAUUUUCGAAUAACAACGCGGUAGUAAGGAACCAUGCUAAGCCAAUUGCGUCGAGGAGGUUCCACCUUAUUAACCGUACUUCAUAGAUCGCCUACCAUAACUGCAACUUUUGCAGGAAGGCUCGAUCAUGCCACCUACUCAUCGUUCGUCGUAGGUAGCCGAAUCAGUUCCCACGAACACGUGAACUGUCGCUUCUGUUCAACCAAUGCCUCAGCCCACUUUCAACUUAAUCCUAACGACAAAACCUAUCACCAAAUUACACAGAUCGAUGAGGAGGUGGCCAAGCUGUUGGCCCUCAAGGCCAAAAUACAGGAUGAACCGGAGCGGGGCAACAAAAAUAUAACCCUGAAAACGCCGAAAGGUACCCGCGACUAUGGUCCGGAAGCGAUGGCCCUCCGGCAGAACAUCCUCGAGCGGGUGGCAACCGUCUUCAAGAAGCACGGAGCCGAAACGAUCGACACGCCGGUGUUCGAGCUGAAGGAGGUGCUGACGGGCAAGUACGGCGAGGACAGCAAACUGAUCUACGACCUGAAGGAUCAAGGCGGCGAGAUUCUGGCGCUGCGAUACGAUCUGACGGUACCGUUCGCCAGAUUCGUCGGCAUGGGGAAUGUGUUUAACAUCCGGCGGUAUCACAUUGCGAAGGUCUACCGGAGAGAUAAUCCCGCCAUGACCAGGGGUCGGUACAGGGAGUUCUAUCAGUGCGAUUUCGACAUUGCCGGAACGUACGAUCCGAUGCUGCCGGAUGCGGAGUGUGUGAAGGUGGUGACGGAGAUUUUGACCGAGUUGGACAUUGGGGAGUUUGUGGUCAAGCUGAACCACCGAAAGCUGCUGGACGGAAUGUUUGAGGCUUGCGGAGUGGCGGAGGAUAAGUUCCGAACGAUUUGCUCGUCGGUGGAUAAGCUGGACAAGACCCCUUGGGAGGAGGUUCGCAAGGAGAUGAUUGACGAGAAGGGUCUCGAUGGGGAGAUUGCCGACAGGAUUGGGGAGUACGUGCGGCUGAACGGUGGUGUGGAGCUGGUUGACAAAUUGGCGGCAGACGAGAAACUAAAAAAUAUCAAAUCAGCAAUAGAGGGCAUCAAGGAUAUGCGCCUUUUGUUACAGUAUUGUGAAAUUUUCGGGCUGAAGGAUAAGAUCGUAUUCGAUUUGAGCUUGGCCCGUGGGCUGGAUUACUACACGGGAGUUAUUUAUGAGGCGGUUUUGAAGGCAGAACCCUUACCGUUGGAAAACGGUAAGAAGGGGAAGCACAAGGAGGAGGAUGUGAGCGUUGGUUCGGUGGCAGGAGGCGGACGGUACGACAAUCUGGUUGGAAUGUUCAACCCGAAGCGAAAACAAGUUCCUUGUGUGGGUGUUUCGAUUGGCGUGGAGCGGAUCUUUUCGAUCUUGGAAGCCAAAUCGCAGCAGAAGAUUCGGACGACCGAGAUCCAGGUUUAUGUGGCUUCGGCGCACAAGGGUCUGCAUUUAAAGCGAAUGGAAGUACUAAACAAGCUGUGGGAUGCCGGCAUCAAGGCGGAACAUCCUUACAAGGAGAAUCCGAAGCUCUUGGCACAGUUGCAAUACUGCGAGGAAAAUCAGAUUCCGUACGCCGUUGUACUUGGGGACGGAGAAUUGUCGCGAGGUGUUGUAAAACUAAGGGAAAUCUCCACCCGAAAAGAGGAUGAGGUUCCGGUGGAAACGUUGGCCGAGGAAAUCCGCAGACGCUUGAAGGUUUGAAGUUUCUAGGGUGACACAUUUUGGUUAGCUCGUAAAUAGGGAAUUUUCAAUGCUGAAUGUCUGGGAAAGAGAUGGUAAAGACCUAGUUUGCUGCCGUAUAGAUAUGCUCGUAACGGCAAUGAGAAAGUUAUUUAUUUUUUUCUGGAUGUUUAAUAACUCUGAACGUACACAUACGCAUAGAAUUACAGCGGACUAGAUUGACGCGAUAACCGCAACGUUAUGAAACAAUGUGACGAUUUCAUGUCCUGGAACAUAUUUAUUUGAAAAUUGUAUGUCUUCGAAUGUUUUAUGUGUAUUUCAUAAUUUUGUUUAAAUUUCAGCAUCUAAGGUAAUGGUCUUAAAUAUUCUACAAAGAUAUCCACCGCCGGUGCUUUCGUGUCAAUCACAUUAGCGAUUUCGUUACGCUUGAACUAUUUCUAUUAAUAGCUUUCAAAUUUAUUGUAUUUUUAUAUAGGUAUCUACCAUGAUGAAAUUAUGACUUUGUUCAUGAGAAAUGCCAAAAAACUAAACCAGGUUCAUCUUAUUUUAAAAGUAAUCGUAUACCUACCUACAACAGUCGCAUUUGAACUUUAUCACGUAACACGUUGAUAAGAUAAAGAUAAAUUAAGUUUUUUUUACAGUUAACCAUUGCAUAAUUUGCAUAACAGGCAAAAGUUUUGAAAAUAUUGCAGAGUAAUACUACCUAUUUAAAUUAGUUGAAGUUUUGUAUUAAAAGUUAUGCAUGACAUGAAAGUACCGGCAGAUCAUUUUAAGAUAGGUUCGUUAAUGUUUAUCAUCUCUUAUAGGGUAUUCAGACUACGUGCCUUAUCAUGCGAUAUAGAUUAACUUCAAAGAUUAAAUUUUCUCUUGAAAUAAUGUUUCAUGUCAAGUUACAGUAUAUUGCGUGAUAGAGCUCUUAGUAUCAUUAUUCUAUUAUUCUCAUUGAUGACCUGCGCUGAGGAUUCCUAUCGUUUGCUCUACUGCCUCUUUAGAAUCCGAUGGAGUAUGUUUAGCACGAUUGAUUCAUGUAUUUUGUGAUCCAUGCGUAUAAAAGAAUGAUUGAAAAAAGUCAUAUAAGGUUGAAAGAAAAAGUAA
Armigeres subalbatus is the source of this 3156-nucleotide messenger RNA. It is a transcript of the gene HisRS, whose product is annotated as histidine--tRNA ligase, cytoplasmic. The record is from RefSeq and is a predicted model, not a curated record. Gene Ontology annotation, cellular component: cytosol; mitochondrion; cytoplasm. The transcript has 4 exons. NCBI's taxonomy places the organism in Eukaryota, Metazoa, Arthropoda, Insecta, Diptera, Culicidae. Bases 406 to 2082 code for a protein of 558 amino acids. Gene Ontology annotation, molecular function: RNA binding; ATP binding; histidine-tRNA ligase activity. Gene Ontology annotation, biological process: histidyl-tRNA aminoacylation; mitochondrial translation.